Aspergillus tanneri is the source of this 2019-nucleotide messenger RNA. RefSeq lists its product as uncharacterized. Bases 1 to 2019 code for a protein of 672 amino acids. The transcript is spliced from 3 exons. Lineage: Eukaryota; Fungi; Ascomycota; Eurotiomycetes; Eurotiales; Aspergillaceae. Gene Ontology annotation, biological process: chromatin remodeling. The record is from RefSeq and is a predicted model, not a curated record.
AUGGACGACCCAGCGAGCCGUCUUCCCGGGCAGUUGCUGCCGCACAUGCACCUGGUGUCGCGGCAUCGCUACCCCUUGAUGCAUAUGAUGCCCACGGAAACCGUGGUUGAAUACCUCCUGUCCGCCCAGAAGAUUGUCCGCGAGGCGCAACCGAUGCAUUGGACCUUUUUGGAUGGACCUCAGGAUGGCACGGUGAUGCUCACAUGGCAGCCCCUAAACCACUUGGGGACGAAUUUUGCGAGCGAUGGCUACGUCUGGGCGGACGUUGAACAAGCCUUUACCUUCGAAGCUCGGGGCUACGUACUGGAAAUGUGGUUGCACCGGAGUGGCUACCAUCCUCCGAACGAAUCGCUCGCGAUCCACUGUCGAAGACGUUAUCGGUUGUUGCCUACGAAAGUCCCGAAUCCCAACGUCCCCCCGCCAGACCCGUCCUUAUGGAUCGUUCAUUACUCGAGAGCACCUCAAAGCGAUCAUAUCUCUGCCAACCGGAUCCCGGUCCUACCACAAGUCCAGAGCAUGUUGGCCCAGCGCCGUUUUCUGCAAAGCCAGGGUCAGCUAGCCCGCAAGGACUUCAUGCUACACGACCGGAACAACUGGCCGACCAUCAAUUUCCCGCCGCAGAUGGCCCCGCAGGGGUUCGCACAAGUCCCCGGGCCUUAUCCAAAUACCAUGGUCGCACGUCAACCGUUCUAUCCGCAGCAGGUUCAAAGCGUGCCGGCUGCGGCGAGCGCGGCGCCGGUAAAGGGGCCGCGCGGGCACCGAGCAUCGUCCGCCGCGAUGAACGCUGCCGCCGCGGACUUCGCGCUCGAAGAUGAGGAUGUCUCUGCGGGUGACAUGAUGGAUCUACUGACCCCUCGUGAAGUGAGCAAGAUGCGAUAUCAACAACACCAUGAGUGGAUGGAGGAGAUCUUUGCCUCCCCAUACGCCAUCAGCCAGAUUACCCCCAUCUCCCUAGGUCUCGGCCGCAAAGGCGAGCUGGAAUCCUUGACUGCCGGCUUCUUUGAAGCGCCCGACUCGAAAGACACCAACGAGGCGACCCCCGCCACCAAAAUGGAGCCCGCGAAGGCCGAGGAGUUUGCCGACCGUGUUGUCAAGAAGGUGGCCGACAUGACGGCGGAGAUUGAGAAGCUGAAGAAGCGCCAUGCUCGACGGAUGGAGAAGUUCAACCGCACCUCCCUGCUCAAGGAUGCUGAGCUUCGACUACGGGACUCGGCAGCCGAACCCGCGGAGACCGGAUCAGAGAUCUGGCGAUUGGAGGGACGAGUAGAGAUCCCUAGCGAAGAGAAUGACAGCCCCGCUCCUCAGCCGGUGGUAAACCGUGCGAGUCACAAGGUGAGCGACGUGAUCAAAGAGGUCGAGACGGCGUGGCAGAAGCACAUCGUGCCGGAACCCAAAGUCUCCUGUGUCCAGAAGGGUGGCCUGCUGGAGAAGAUCGAACCGGAACGCAAGACAGGGCAUCCUGCCGGGACUGAUGUCGACAUGGAACAUGCCGACAGCCAUCUGCUCGAUCACUUCGGUACGACGACACAGAGCACUUCAUCCGUGCCAAAUGCUGCUGCUGCUGCAGGCACAUCGGGAGCGGAUUCCGCAGCAGCGCCCCCGCUACCUAUUGAUUUUCCCCCGCAAGGUGCGCCGGGCUUGGAUGUCGAGAUGAACCUGGGCGAUGGUCCCCCAACCGGUACCGCCUCGGGCGAGACAGGUGACUGGGUAAUGGUCGACGGCGACAAGAAGGGCCCGAUGGACAAGAUGACCUUGGGGGAUACCUCAUUGUCAGGAAUCGACACCCCUGGAAGCGGCAUCCAGGGCCUGACACCAGGGAACACGGGACCCGACAACGGACUGGAUGGCGCCAACUUCGACUUUACCAACAUGGACAGCGCCGGUGAUGCGCUGGCGGCAUACACGGAACAGAAUGAAGGGCUUGAUCUGCCCGAUCUGGAGAAUUCGGCAUUUGGCGAUGCCUUCCACGCAUCGGAUAAUGAAAAUACCCAUCAUCAUGAUGCGGACGAUAUGGCCUGA